Malaya genurostris is the source of this 3649-nucleotide messenger RNA. RefSeq names its product N-alpha-acetyltransferase 16, NatA auxiliary subunit (gene Naa15-16). The coding region runs from base 187 to 2865 and encodes 892 amino acids. Gene Ontology annotation, cellular component: cytoplasm; NatA complex. Gene Ontology annotation, biological process: N-terminal peptidyl-methionine acetylation. The record is from RefSeq and is a predicted model, not a curated record. Lineage: Eukaryota; Metazoa; Arthropoda; Insecta; Diptera; Culicidae. Gene Ontology annotation, molecular function: protein-N-terminal amino-acid acetyltransferase activity; protein binding. The transcript has 6 exons.
UAGCAAAAAAAGACGAGACAUCAAGAAGUGCUAGGUUUUGUGUGUGGUUCUGUAGACCAGAUCGUCGUUAAUCUGAAUUUUUUUCUCUUCCGGAGACGAAAAACCUGGUUGGUUCAAUUUUGAGUUUGGUGUGCGCGUACACGAGUCUUUGGGCAUUGCAAGUAGAGUGAAAAUUACACCGAAAAGAUGCCUUCCAGCGAUCCGUUGCCACCGAAAGAGAGUGCUCUGUUCCGUAAGAUUUUGAAAUGUUACGAAAUGAAACAAUACAAGAAUGGUCUAAAGCUAGCAAAGCAGAUCCUGACCAAUCCGAAGUUCACCGAGCAUGGCGAGACGCUCGCAAUGAAGGGCCUGACGCUGAACUGCCUGGGCCGGAAAGAGGAAGCAUAUGACUACGUUCGUCGUGGUCUACGCAACGAUCUCAAAUCGCAUGUCUGCUGGCACGUGUUCGGGUUGCUGCAGCGUUCGGAUAAAAAGUACGAGGAGGCCAUCAAAUGCUACCGGAAUGCGCUUAAAUGGGAGAAGGACAACAUCCAAAUCUUGCGCGAUCUGUCUCUGCUACAGAUUCAAAUGCGCGAUUUGGAAGGAUACCGAGAAACUCGUCAUCAGCUGUUCAAGCUGCGACCGUCGCAGCAUGCCUCGUGGAUCGGAUUUGCGAUGAGCUACCAUUUACUUGGGGACUACGAUACGGCUAACAAUAUUCUGGAAACGUUCCGAGCAUCGCAAUCGGUGGAAACGUACGAUUACAAGCACAGCGAGUUCCUCCUUUACCAGAACCAGGUUAUUCGGGAAUCCGGAAACUACGAAAGGGCCUUGCAACAUCUGAAAAAGUAUCAAAAUCAAAUCCUUGACACGCUUGCCGUAAAAGAAGCAGUAGGUGAAUUGUGCCUUAAGCUCGACCGUUACGAGGAAGCGGCCUCGACCUAUCACGAUCUGAUAAAACGGAACCCGGAAAACAUUGCGUACUAUCAGCAGUAUUUGAAAGCACUGCAGGUGAGCAAACAGGCAGAUAUUAUUGAGGCCUAUCAGCACAUUCAGAAGGAACAUCCACAAUCAUUUUGCGCCAAACGAUUACCACUGGAUGUGGCUCAGGGGGAUACGUUCCGCACGCUGGUAGAUGAGCACCUUCGCCGUAACCUUCGGAAAGGUGUUCCGCCUCUGUUCGUAAAUCUUAGUUCACUUUAUCGGGAUGAGAAUAAGAUACGUGUCAUAACCGAACUCGUCGAAGAUUACCAUCAAAAUCUGACGAGUAGUGGCUAUUUCUCAGCCGCGGAUAAAGAACAGAAUCUUCCGAAAGAACCAGCUUCGGCACUGCUUUGGACUCUCUACUAUUUAGCGCAGCACUAUGACCAUUUACGGGAAUCGGAAAAGGCGCUCGAUUUCAUCAAUGCAGCAAUCGAACACACACCGACCCUGAUCGAGCUGUUCGUUACCAAGGCUCGCAUUUACAAACACGCUGGCGAUGUGCUGGAAGCGGUCAAGUGGAUGGACGAAGCGCAAAGUUUGGACACGGCCGACCGUUACAUCAAUUCGAAAUGUGCUAAGUAUAUGUUACGUGCCAAUCAGAUCAAGGAAGCGGAGGAUAUCUGCGCCAAGUUCACGCGGGAGGGUGUUUCGGCGACGGAAAACCUCAACGAAAUGCAGUGCAUGUGGUUCCAGACCGAGUGUGCGCUUUCGUACCAGCGUCUGGAGAAAUGGGGCGAAGCACUGAAAAAGUGCCAUGAAGUGGAUCGUCAUUUUUCCGAGAUUAUCGAAGAUCAGUUCGAUUUCCAUACGUACUGCAUGCGGAAAAUGACGCUACGUUCGUAUGUUGGACUGCUCCGGUUAGAGGACGUACUGCGAAGACAUCCAUUUUACUUCAAAGCCGCUAAAUGUGCUAUAGAGGUUUACGUUCGUCUUUCCGAUAAACCAUUACCGGCCGAGUCUGCUGAGGAGGAGCUGGAUACUGAGAAUCUCCCACCCGCGGAACUGAAGAAACUACGUAACAAACAACGGAAGGCUGCCAAAAAGAAGGCAGAGCAGGAAAAUGCUGCGGCUGCCCAGGCGAACCAGAAAAAGGAACAACACAACAAGCAACGUAACGCCAAUCAGGAUGGUGACCCAGAAGCACCGCAGCUGGAUGAGUUGAUACCGGACAAAUUGGCACGCCCGGACGACCCCCUCGAGAAGGCAAUCGAAUUUCUGCGGCCAUUGCAAAUGCUUGCCAAAGAAAACAUCGAAACACAUCUGAUGGCGUUCGAAAUUUACUCGCGCCGGGGCAAGCUACUGCUGAUGUUACAGUCACUGAAGCGUGCCCGUGCCAUCGAUGCCACCAAUUCGACGCUGCAUAAUUGUACUAUAAGGUUUUUCAAGAUUCUCGAAAAACGAAUCGCCACCGGCGAAAUCGACGAAAGUGUGAAGCUAGUGAUCGAACGGGAACGUGCGCAACUGUUCCGAGGAACGAAGACGGCUGCCGAACUGAACGACAACUACCUGACGAUGACACGGUGCAACGCGGAUGCCCUGUACGAAGGAGCCAAAAUCAUGUACCAACUGGAUGUGAAGAGACGGGACGAAGCCGUCAGCUUGCUCACCUCGGUGAAUUUGAAAUCGAUUUCGUUAGAGAAUGCGACCAAACUGUUCCUGUUGUUGAAGUCCGGCUUCUUCAGCGGUGCUCCCGAAGAGCAGCUGGAAGCAUUCAAGAAGAGCUGCCAGAAGCGGUUCCCGUUGGCCAUCGUGUUUGCGGAUGUGGCAGCGACCGUUACCACCCUCACCACAACCCAGUCCUCAUUGGCUGAAGCCUCGGUCACGAUCACCACCACGGCCACCGGCAUAACGAUGUGCACCAUGGAGCAGAAGAACAACGGUAGCGAAAUCAAAGCAAAUUAACUGAACCAACUGCAAAGCGGCACCUUCCCGCAACAACCAGCAGUAGUCGUCGCAGUCGAGUUCAUCUUGUUUCUUAUUUUAGUUGAAAUGGCAUCGGAACAAAUGUAAAAUGCAAUUUUUAACACUUACUUGAAUGCUAUUUUAGUCCCACUCACUUGUAGAGUUUGGGAACGAUCACACAAGUCAAAAUGAAGCGAAUCCAAAAAUAAAUUGUACCAUAGACAGACACCGACAUCAACGAGGUCGCUUCGGUAUGCCCACGAAAACCAUGGUUCACAAGUAUAGAAUGUUGGAAAGUCAUAACAGAUAUUGUAAUAUAUGGGAAACCCAAGGCAAAUCAUGCUUUAAACCUUCUUAGACUAUUGUCCCAUCCGUACAUACUCACUACAACUUAGUGCCGCUAUGUAAGAUAGGAUAGGUAAACUUUUCCUUGUGAAUCAAUCGUUUGUACUCACGCGGCGUCGGGUACACACAUUGAUUGCGUAAAUUUAGAUCAUGCACCAAUCAAGCUUGUCACUUUUAACGAAACUGGGUUCAUAGCUAAAUAUAAUCUGGCUAUCAUGAAGUGACUGUGGGUGGUAAAAGAAAAAAAAAUUAUAAUCGUUAUGGUGAAACAACAAACAUUAGCCGAUAUCUUUAGAAAUGCAUCAGUUUUGCAUUCAACUGGCUUUACUAUUAAAUUGGACAGAUUUUGCAAAGAAUAAAAAAUGUCGAAUUUCUUAAAAUAAAAUCAGGCGUGUGUGAGAAAGAAGUUAAAUAUAGAGAGGAGCUUGAAGAAAAGAAA